This is a messenger RNA of Oryzias melastigma (Indian medaka), 1076 nucleotides long. RefSeq names its product sorcin. The record is from RefSeq and is a predicted model, not a curated record. Bases 237 to 791 code for a protein of 184 amino acids. The transcript is spliced from 8 exons. Gene Ontology annotation, molecular function: calcium ion binding. Lineage: Eukaryota; Metazoa; Chordata; Actinopteri; Beloniformes; Adrianichthyidae.
CAGUCAGGAAACUGGUCACUCGAAAAAAAUCCGCAAACAGGCUGACGCUUUCACACUUAAUUCUCGCUUAAACCUCCUGUUUUCCCAUCGUUUCUGCCGUAGGCUAUAAAAAUCAAACGACUCUGAAGUUCUUGCACUUUGCUUUGAAGUGUUUGUGUCCACAGCCAGACACAUCCUUGCAAAAACAGCGAAGUUUUUCUUUUAAUUGGCUUGUUUUCCUGUGAGAUAUCACACAAAUGGCCUAUCCUGGAUAUGGAGCACCACCCGGAGGAGUCCCGGGAAUGCAGCAGGAUCCUCUUUAUGGAUAUUUCUCGGCAGUGGCCGGACACGAUGGACAGAUCACAGCGGACGAGCUGCAGGCCUGCCUCACUCAAUCCGGCAUCUCCGGCACAUACAAGCCUUUCAGCCUGGAGACCUGCAUCCUUAUGAUCAACAUGCUGGACAGAGACAUGUCCGGCACCAUGGGCUUCAACGAGUUUAAGGAACUGUGGCAGGCUCUGAACGCCUGGAAGGGAACCUUUGUGUCCUUUGAUCGAGACCACAGUGGAACAAUAGAGGGCCAGGAGCUGCAGCAGGCCAUCAGGACCUUAGGGUACAAUCUGAGCCCUCAGGCCAUGAACUGCAUCAUGAAGCGCUACAGCAAUCACGGCAGAAUCCCCUUCGAUGAUUUUGUCAGCUGCAGCGUGAGACUGCGGGCUCUUACCGACCAUUUCCGAAGAAGGGACACAAACCAGAGCGGAAACGCCUUAUUUCAGUACGAUGAUUUCAUCCAGGUCACUAUGAGCGUAUGAAGAGAGGACGACUAAACAAUGGGGAUACAACACUUAUAAUGUUUUCUAAUUUACUGUAUUCUCUUUUAACAUUUAUAAUUGCAUUACAAACUGGAUCUUAAUGACACAUUCCAUUGUUUUUGAUAAUAUUGCUAUAAUGUAACUGAGAAUGUAUUCACGAAAAAACAUGAAUCCUCACAGUUUUAAAGUCUUUAACCAUUAAUGUAACAGUGUUGAUUGUAAUAUUGACUUGCAUGUAAUGAACAACACUCCAAUAAACUCAGAGAGGAUUGAUUUUCUCCCAUU